Molecule: messenger RNA, 9745 nt
Organism: Conger conger (European conger)
Lineage: Eukaryota; Metazoa; Chordata; Actinopteri; Anguilliformes; Congridae
Gene: dmxl1
Product: Dmx-like 1
Exons: 46
Coding region: 813-9686 (2957 amino acids)
Biological process (GO): vacuolar acidification
Cellular component (GO): RAVE complex
Molecular function (GO): protein binding
Source: RefSeq, a predicted model, not a curated record
UCAGCAGGAAGUAUUUUUUCAGUGUAAAGUGCUUGUGCUCUUAGUGUCUGGUUGUAAUGUAAUGUGUUGUAGAGGUGUGUGCAUUAACGUUUAAGAGAUUACAUGCAAAUUAAUUUACGUUUCAAAUAUAAAUGGUUUUAGAGCAUACAUGACGUCAGAGUAGCUUUUUGUGGAGGGACUACAGAAACCACAGUGCAUUGCCUUACAGCCCAACCAAACAUGUAUCCCACGUCUGUAAUUAUUUAACUGAUGAAUUCUACAUGUAAUUUGUGUUAAAUGUCACUUGACAUGUAUCGGCUCGAAUGGUAGCUUAUAAUAAGCGCUCUUUUGUGCCUCACGUCAAGCAGCGUAGUAACGUUUAGCUUGCUAGCUAACGAGCUAGCUAGCUAGCGAGCGAGCAAGCAAGCAAGCUGUCUGACUGGCGGCGAUUCUUGUAUAAAUGUGAAGGCAGUAACGUUUGCUACUAGCUAAAUCUUACCAAGCUAGCAGGCUAUUAGCAAUAGCUCACUAGCUUGCUAGCUACAUAGUUGCGCCUUAUUUUUUUUUUUAAGAAAAGGGGGACAUGAACGCACAGCGAAAGUAGCUACAUCCAGAGCAAGACAGCAGGAGACAAAUCGAGUUUCCAAAGCCAGCUAAUAAGGCCAGGCGGUGAACUCAGGAACACGUUUUAUCCCCGCCACGACAUAUCUGCUGGAAGCACAGACCCGAACUCAUAAUGUCAUUAUCUACUUCGUACUGUCCUGUCCUGGGUGCAACUCCUAGUGUAAGGCCACGAUAGUAAAGGGAGGAGGCCACGUACAGCAUCAAACGCCAUGAAUCUACACCAAGUCCUUACAGGGGCUGUCAACCCGGGAGACAACUGUUUCGCUGUAGGACACAUAAACGAUGAGCCUUUCACGGCGUAUGCUUCUGGCUGUGACAUUGUGAUCUUGGGCAGUGAUUUUGAGAGGCUGCAGAUCAUUCCAGGGGCGAAACACGGGAACAUCCAAGUGGGCUGUGUGGACUGCUCGCUGCGGGGGGGCCAGGUGGCAGCCUCCUAUGGGAACGUCGUGUGUGUGUUUGAACCUGUUCGCCUCUUGAAUCCGAAGGAAAAGGCAGCGGCGAAGUUGAACUACCAGUGGCAGAAAUGCGGGCAGUUUGUUUUGCAGUCAGCAGCGCAAAACCUAGCGUGGGAUCCCACAGGGAACCGUCUCUUAACCGGGUCAGCGAGCCUGCAGUUAUGGUCCCACGUCAGCUCCAGCAUGGACCCCGAGGAUGAGCAGCGGGUAGAAAUGACCAUCGGAGCUCACCCGCCGUCAUGGAGAUGUAUCUGGGAAUGCAAAACCGCGUCGUCCAUACACCUCAUGAAGUUUUCUCCUGGGGGCGAGUUCUUUGCCACAGCUGGUCAGGAGGACUGCCUGGUGAAGGUGUGGUACAGCACCAGCCGGUGGCAGGCGGGGACCACCUCGCUCUUCACCCCGCCCGAGCAGUCGUCCCAGGGGGAGCUGGACUUCUCCUUCGUCUACCUGGCCCACCCGCGCUCCGUCACCGGCUUCUCCUGGAGGAAGAGCAGCAAGUACAUGCCCAGGGGCGCGGUGUGCAACGUGCUGCUGACGUGCUGCAAGGACAGCGUGUGCCGCCUGUGGGCGGAGACCCUCCUCCCCAGCGACAGCCUGCUGUCCGGCUACGGCCGCGUCCACGGCAACGGGGAGUCGCUCCGGCCCGGCGAUGUCAGGAGGCCGUCCUCCAGCGGCAAGACGCAGGGCAGGGCCCCCACGGAGCUGCACCUGAAGGAGGCUUGGAAAGGACCGGCUCGGCAUUUGGCCCAACCCUCGCACACGGGGUUCCUCCCACACCAGCGGGACCGGCACCACGCUCACCGAGUCAACGCCGUUCCACACGCAAACGCACUGUGCCACUUCCACAUCGCUGCUAGCAUCAACCCCGCCACAGACAUUCCCCUCCUCCCCUCCAUCUCCUCGCUGAGCUCGACGGACGAGGAGGAGCCUGGAGGUCCCUUCACCGUCCACUGGCUCAACAACAAGGAGCUGCACCUCACCCUGGCCAUGGAGGUCUUCAUUCAGCAGCUGAGGAGCAGCCUGGAGCAGCAGUCUCCCGAGCAGGCUGCCCAGUCGGACGAGGAAACCGGAUUUGACGAAGAGGAUCGGGCGUCUUCCCCCGGGAAGCGGCCGGGAGGGGGUGUGGCAGAGGCGGGCGGGGUCCAGCUUCCCGCCGCCGCGGUGGACCACCAGGUGGAGGUGCUCCUGGAAGACUGGAACAAAGGCGCCGACAUGCUGUUCAGCAUCCACCCCAUGGACGGCUCUCUGCUGGUCUGGCACGUGGACUGGCUGGACGAGUACCAGCCCGGAAUGUUCCGGCAGGUGCAGGUGUCGUUCGUGUCGCGGAUUCCCGUGGCCUUCCCCACGGGCGACGCCAACUCGCUGAGCCGCAGCGUGGUCAUGUACGCCUGCAACAAGAACGUGGACCUGGCCAUCCGGCAGGGCCGGCAGCGGCCCCCCGCCCUGGCCCACUCCCCGUCCGCGCCCAUCGCCUUCGGCCACGGCCGGGGCCCCGGGGGCCCGCGGCUGAGCGUCUUCACCCCCAACGUGCUGAUGAUCUCCAAGCACGCCGACGGCUCGCUCAACCAGUGGGCGGUGGGCUUCGCCGAGGAGUCGGCCUUCUCCACCGUGCUCAGCGUCUCGCACAAGUCCCGCUACUGCGGCCACCGCUUCCACCUCAACGACCUGGCCUGCCAUUCGCUGCUGCCGCUGCUGCUCACCACCUCGCACCACAACGCGCUCCGCACGCCCGACGCCGACCUCGCCCGCGGCCGCCCCCCCGCCCCCGCCCCGCUCGCCGGCCGGGCGUCCCUGGGCGCCAUGUCCCAGGACCCCAGCGCCAUCUACAGCGAGCUCAUCCUGUGGAGGGUGGACCCCGUGGGGCCCCUGUCCUUCUCCGGUGGCGUGUCAGAGCUGGCCAGGAUCAACUCGCUGCACGCUUCCGCCUUCUCCAACGUGGCCUGGCUUCCCACGCUCAUCCCCAGCAACUGCCUGGGUGUCUAUGGCAACUCACCAAGUGCCUGCUUUGUGGCCAGUGAUGGCCAUUCACUGAGGUUGUACCAGGCUGUCAUCGAGGCCAAGAAGCUCCUGAGUGAGCUCUCCAACCCUGAAAUUUCAAAAUAUGUUGGUGAAGUAUUUAAUAUUAUCAGUCAGCAAUCCACUGCAAGACCGGGCUGUAUUAUCGAGCUGGAUGCCAUCACUGAGUUUCAGGGCAAGGAAACCCAGCUGCUGCACGUGUUUGAGGAGGACCUGAUUCUGGGAGGCGAGAAGGACCCCACACAGGACAUCCCACCCACGGAGACGGCCGACAGCCAGCAGGGCUUCUCGGCCCGGUUCUUCCUGGUGGUGCUGGAGUACGCCGAGAGCGGGGCGUCCCUCCUGCACAUGUGGCGCCUUCAGCUGGACGCCCUCCAGGUCACUGUGGAUGAAACUCCGACGGACGUGUCUGCGCCUCAGAACCAUUUUGGCUUGUUCCCAGACUCCCAGGGCGCCCCAGGCCCGCCGCGGCCCAGACGUCGCACCUCCAACCUCCAGAGUGCCUGCCGCCUUGCGCUGGCCAGCCACAGGGUGUACAGCCAAGAGCUGGGGCUCCCUGAGGGCGUGGAGGUCGUUCGGGUCACCCCCUCAGCAGGGCAUCUAAGCUCCUCCUCCCUGCAGCCGGCAGGGCGGGCUCCCUACCUCCUGGCCACUUCCUGUUCGGACGGGAAGGUGCGGUUCUGGCGAUGCCAGACCACGGCGGAACCGGAUGCCCCGGGCGAGGCGGCGUACUCCUGGGAGGAGUGGCCGCUUCUGGUGGAGGAGGGGCGGCCCAACAGCAGCGCCGUGAGCGUCCCGGGGCGGCCCGAGGAGGUCAGCUGCUGCCACACCAGCCGCAUGGCGGUGGCCUACAGGCAGGAGCGCCCCCUGCAUGCCGGCGCCGGCCUGUCCACCCACGUGGCCGUAUUCCAGUGCGAGGCCACGGGCGGCUCCCAGUGGGCCCUGGAGCAGACGCUCAGCCUGGACGAUGUGAGCCUGAAGGACGCGCUCGACGCCGAUUGGCCGGGGCCGGGCUCGAAAUCCCCGGUGCACCUGGACUGGGUCUCGAGGGAGGACGGGUCCCACAUCCUGACGGUGGGCAUGGGCUCCAGGCUGCAGAUGUACGGGCUCCUCUCGGGGAAGCCGGCCGAGCUGGGCCUGAGCGAGGGCGCGCGCGAGCAAUCCUCCCGGCUGGUGCUCCUCCGCUCGGUGGACCUGGUGUCGUCGGUGGAGGGCGCCCGCCCCGUGCCCGUCUCCCUCUCCUGGGUGCGGGACGGCAUCCUGGUGGUGGGCAUGGACUGCGAGAUGCACGUGUACUCCCAGUGGCAGCCGCCGCCGCCCGCCAAGCCCCCGGAGGCCGACGCGGACGCGGGGAGCGUGAGCUCCCUGACCGGGGCGGUCAAGCGGACGCAGGGGGACGGGCGGAGCCUCGCCCCGCCGCCCAAAAAGACCCUGACCCGCUCCAUGACCAGCCUGGCUCAGAAGCUGAGCGGGAAGCGGACGGCCUACGACCUCCCGGCGGAGAUGGAGGACUCGGGGCUGUUCGAGGCGGCGCACCACCUCUUCCCCACCCUCCCGCAGUACCACCCCUACCAGCUGCUGGAGCUGAUGGACCUGGGCAAGGUGCGGCGCGCCAAGGCCAUCCUCUCCCACCUGGUCAAGUGCAUCGCCGGCGAGAUCGUGGCCCUCAAGGACGACGCGGGCAACCACGAGCGCCGCCUCCGCUCCCUCACCAUCAGCGCCAGCGGGAGCACGGCGCGCGACCCCAAGAUGUUCGGCAAGGGCGAGAACCCCGACUACACCGAGAUCGACUCCGUCCCGCCCCUGCCUCUCUACGCCCUCCUGGCGGCCGACGAGGACUCCGCCCCCAAGGCCAAGGACAAGACGUCCAGCAUGGGCGGGGACAGCGGGCACGGCUCCAGCCAGACCGACGCCUACGACGAGCUCUUCCAGGCCGCGGGGACCACCCCCGGGGAGACGGACCCCCUGGACAGCGACCAGGAGGAGGACGCGCCCAAGGUCAUCGACCUCUCCCAGUACAGCCCCACGUUUUUCGGGCCGGAGCACGCCCAGGUCCUCUCCAGCCACCUCCUGCACUCCAGCCUCCCCGGCCUGACCCGAAUGGAGCAGAUGUCCCUGAUGGCCCUGGCCGACACCAUCGCCACCACCAGCACGGACAUCGGCGAAAGCCAAGGCAAGGGUCAAGGUGGAGAGACCCUGGACGAGUGCGGCUUGAAGUUCCUCCUCGCCGUGCGUCUCCACACCUUCCUGUCGACCUCCCUGCCCCCGGCACAUCGAGCCCAGCUGCUCCGCCAAGGACUCUCCACGUGCCACUUCGCCUGGGCCUUCCACUCCGAGGCGGAGGAGGAGCUGCUGAACACGCUGCCGGCCCUGCAGAAGGAGGACCCGUCCUGGCCCGAGCUGCGCGCCAUGGGGCUGGGCUGGUGGCUGCGCAGCACCCACAAACUGCGCCGCUGCAUGGAGAGGGUGGCUAAGGCGGCUUUUCAGAGGAACAACGAUCCGUUGGAUGCUGCUAUUUAUUACCUCGCGAUGAAAAAGAAGGCUGUGGUUUGGGGAUUGUACAGGGCCCAGAGGAACGUGAAGAUGACCGCGUUCUUCAACAACAACUUCGGCGAGGACCGGUGGAGGCGGGCGGCCCUGAAGAACGCCUUCUCGCUCCUGGGGAAGCAGCGCUUUCACCACUCCGCCGCCUUCUUCCUGCUGGCGGGAUCCCUGAAGGACGCGGUCGAGGUUUGCCUUGAGAAGAUGCAGGACCUCCAGCUGGCCCUGGUCAUCUCCCGGCUGUACGAGUCCGAGUUCGAGACCGCCUCCACUUACAAGCACAUCCUCCAGCGCCGGGUGUUGGGCCAGGACACCCAGGCCCACCAGGACCCCUUCCAGCGGAGCAUGGCUCACUGGAUCCUGGAGGACUACAGCCGGGCCUUGGACACUCUGCUGGAGCAGCCCAGUCCGGAACCGGACACGGGUGCCCCCGACACGUCUCCUGGCCACCCUGAGGUGUUCAGCUUCUACACCUACCUCCGCACGCACCCCCUGCUGCUACGGCGCCAUUUCGGCUCCUCGGAGAAGGCGUCCGGGAAAGUCGGCCUGACCGCGGAGAGCCGGCGCCUGGCCGACUCCAUCAACCUGGUGGAGAGGAGGCUGUUCUUCACCGCCGCCUACGCGCACUUCCAGGCCGGGUGCCCCAUGCUGGCCCUGGAGGUCCUCUCCAAAAUGCCCAAGGUGGUGAAGAGGUCCAGGCCGCAGACGGGUCAGGGCAACCCGACCGCCCCCGUCACCCCCACCGAGGUCAAACCGGACCGGGCCUCCGACCUGGACUGGUCCCAGCCCGUGGUCAACGGGUACGAGUCGGCCUGCAACAGCCUGUCCAACAGCCAGUCGGACUCGGUGCUGAGCUUCGACUGGAGCCAGCCCUCGCUGGCCCUCCCGGGCGAGCCCCUGGAGCUGAAGUGGGACAGCGACAAGGAGGACUCCGAGUCCGAGUCCGAGUCGGGCCUGGCCAUGAAGAACCUCAGCGCGGAGAACGACGGCGUCUUCAGGGGCACGCCCGACACCACGGCCUCCCCGUCGGAGAGCCCGGAGGAGGAGGAAGCCAUCGGCCCCUCCGAGGACAUCCUGACGGCCCAGCUCAAGUUCAGCGCCUGCCUGAAGAUCCUCACCACCGAGCUGCGCACGCUCUCCACGGGCUACGAGCUGGACGGCGGGAAGCUGCGGCAUCAGCUCUGCCAUUGGCUGGAGCGGGAGGUGGCGGCGCUGCAGACCAGCUGCGGCUACAACCCCGGCCUGCAGGAGGCGCCAGAGGGCAUCGGCGGGGAGGCGGCCGGGGAGAGGAGGCGCAGGCGCUGGCUGCGCAGGAACCAGCCCCUCCUGCGCAUGUUCCUCAGCUACUGCAGCCUGCACGGCUCCCACGGGGGCGGCCUGGCCUCCGUGCGCAUGGAGCUCAUCCUCCUGCUGCAGGAGUCCCAGCAGGACAACGGCUCCCAGGCCACGGUCAGUCCCUCCCAGCAGCAGCUGCAGGCCUCUAUCCCGCUCCUGUUGGCCUGUACGGCCAGCGCCAAGACCGUGGUGACCAAUCCCAUAGUGCACCUGACCAACCUCACCCACGACAUCCUGCACACCGUCAACGCCCUGGACUCGCCCCCGCACCCGGACGUCGUCAACAACAAGAUCUACGUCAUGCACACGCUAGCGGCGUCCCUCUCCGCCUGCAUCUACCAGUGCCUCUGCGACGGCCACAGCUUCAGUCAUGUGAACCAGUUUACCGGGAUCGUGUACCAGAGCUCCCUGCUCUCCCUGCAGCAUCCGGCCAGAACCGUCAGCAUGGAGGAGACGGUCUUACCCAACACCUCCCCCGCUCAGUGGCCAGGCAUCGGGGCGUUGGUGCGCCUGCUGAACUCGGCGGGGGAGGAGAAGCAGCCGGGCCUGACGGUGCUGCUGUGUGAGAUCCUGACGGCGGUGCUGCUCAGCCUGUUCGUGCACGGCCUGGCCACCCACUCCAGCAACCAGCUCUUCCGCAUCGCCGCCCACCCGCUCAACAGCAAGCUGUGGGUGGCCGUGUUCGGCGGGGGCGCCCGCGUCGAGAAGCACGGCCCCGUCAAACAAGCCUCAGUGUCAUCCCAGGAAGAGUCGGACAGGAAGCCCAAACGCUUCAGGCUGCUGCAGUCAUCAAGGACCCAGUCCAGAGACAGUCCUCAGACGCCUCCCUCUAGCCCUGUCGUGGAGCAGGAGACCUCUAUCUUCAAGGAGGACUUCGUCCCCCCGGAACUCAGUAUCUGGGACUACUUUAUCGCCAAGCCCUUCCUGCCGCCCUCGGAAAGCCGGGUGGAGUACGACUCCGAGGAGAGCCAGGGCAGCGAUGAGGAAGACGAGGAAGAGGAAGAGGACGUGGGCGGCUCUUCGGACUCGGACGCGCCUCUCCGCGAGCACGCCAACCCCAGCUCUUACAGCUGGUGUCUGAUGCGAUUGGCCAUGGUCCAGAUGGUGCUGUUCAACCUCAAGUCAUUCUACCCAAUGGCAGGCCACGACCUCUUAGACCUGCCGGUGGGCUCUCCGCUCUGUUACUCCGUGCUGAAGACCCUCCAGCGCUGGGAGCAGGUGCUGCUGAAGAGGCUGGAGAUUUUCGGGGGGCCUCCCCCUAAAUACAUGGCGACCCACCCCCUGGACGACAGCCUGGCCUCAGGCCCCGCCCUCCUCCGCCACAAGGCCCUGUUCGAGCCGUCCAACACACCCUUCAGGUCCAGCCACCACUCCGCCCUCCCCGUACGGCGCCUGUGGCAGUACCUGGUGAAGCAGGAGCAGAUCCAAGAGACCUUCAUCCGCAACAUCUUCACCAAGAAACGGGACCAGAACGAGUUGGUUGAAGAUGGCAAUGAAAAUGUCAAAUAUUCUGUGAUGGAGGAACCUAGCUACAACCAGAUAGAGGCAGAUCUGGGCUACCCUGGGGGAAAGGCCCGAAUCAUCCACAAAGAGUCUGACAUCAUCACAGCCUUCGCCAUCAACAAGGCCAACCGCAAUUGCUUGGUCAUCGCUUCGACCCACGACAUCCAGGAGCUGGACGUGUCCUCCAUCCUGGCCACUCAGAUCCUGACGUGGAUCGACGACGAGACCGAGUCCGAGGCCAAAGGGGGGGACGAGUUCCUGGUGAUACACACGCGGGAGGACUUCAACACGGCGCACGGCACCACGCCGUACACGCACAGCAGUCUGGGGACGCCCAUCAACAUGCCCUGGCUGGGCAGCCUCCAGACGGGCCGGGGGGCCUCCGUGCUAAUCAAACGGAACAUAAACAACGUGAGACGGAUGACCUCCCAUCCAACAUUGCCGUACUACCUGACGGGGGCUCAGGACGGCAGUGUGCGGAUGUUUGAGUGGGGUCACUCCCAGCAGAUCAUCUGCUUCAGGAGCCCCGGCAACUCCAGAGUCACCCGCAUCCGCUUCAACUACCAGGGCAACAAAUUUGGCAUCGUGGACGCAGACGGAGCCCUGAGCCUUUGGCAGACCAACACGACAGGAAACGCACCCAAGCCCUACCUGACCUUGCAGUGUCACAACAAGACGGCGCACGACUUCGUGUUCGUGGGGUCGUCCUCUCUCAUCGCCACGGCGGGCCUGUCGACAGACAACAGGAACGUGUGUCUGUGGGACACUCUGGUGACUCCUGUCAACAGCCUCGUCCACGCGUUUAACUGCCACGAGACCGGGGCCACGGUGCUGGCGCUCGCCCCCAAGCAGCAGCUGCUGAUCUCCGGGGGGCGGAAGGGCUGGAUCUGCGUGCUGGACCUGGCCCAGCGCUCCCAGCGCCAGAGCUUCCAGGCCCACGACUCGCCCGUCAAGGCGCUGGCCGUCGACCCCACGGAGGGCUGCUUCAUCAGCGGCUCGGCCGAGGGCAACAUCAAGAUCUGGAGCCUGUUCACCCACGGCCUGCUGCACACCUUCCCCAACGAGCACGCGCGCCAGUCCAUCUUCAGGAACCUGGGCACGGGCGUCAUGCAGAUCGAGGCCGGCCCGGCCAAUCACGUCUUCUCCUGCGGCGCCGAUGGCACCAUGAAGAUGCGCGUCCUGCCCGACCGCUUCAGCAGCAGCUGGAGGAGCGACGCCCGGCUCGUCCUAUAGCGGCCGGGCCUGGAGGAGCGACGCCAGGCUCGUCCUAUAGCGGCCGGGUGGGGGCGGGC